This is a messenger RNA of Ostreococcus lucimarinus CCE9901, 1140 nucleotides long. RefSeq lists its product with no specific name. The transcript has a single exon. The annotation marks the transcript as partial. NCBI's taxonomy places the organism in Eukaryota, Viridiplantae, Chlorophyta, Mamiellophyceae, Mamiellales, Bathycoccaceae. The record is from RefSeq and is a predicted model, not a curated record. Gene Ontology annotation, molecular function: oxidoreductase activity, acting on the aldehyde or oxo group of donors, disulfide as acceptor.
AUGCGGGCGACCGCGACGAGCGCGCACGUCGCGCGAGGCGCGAAGACGGCGAGACGAGGGACGGCGGCGCGCGCGGGAGCGACGAAGACGAAGGGACCGCCGGCGAAUUUGGAGCGGUUUCGCAUCGAGACGCCGUGGGAUAAGGCGAAGCAAGUGUUGAAGGAAGAGUUUGGGGCGACGGACGAGGAGUUGAAGCGAUGCGAGGACUUGAGUGAUGAGGAUUUGAAUAAGGCGUAUUACACGAUGCAGUUGUGCCGGGACUUUGAAAACGAGUGCAACCAAGCGUACAUGGCGGGUAAGAUUCGCGGUUUCAUGCACCUUGACAACGGUCAAGAGUCGAUUCCGGCGCUCCUGGCAGACGCGAUCCGUAAGGAUGAUUUGAAGCACUCCUACUACCGCGACCAUUGCCACGCCUUGGCGUGCGGCGUGGAUAGCGGCGCCGUCAUGGCGGAGUUGUUCGGUAAGGACGGUGGCACGUGCCGAGGUACCGGGGGGUCGAUGCACGUGUACGACAUGGAUACGAACUUUCAAGGUGGAUGGGCGCUCGUCGCGGAGCAAUUGCCGUACGCGGUCGGUGCGGCGCGAUCCAUCGUUCUCGACAAGAUGCUCGGGCGCGAUGACGCGCACGACCGCGUCACCGUCGUCUUCGUCGGCGAAGGUGGCGCCCAAAACGGGCGCAUGGCGGAGUGCUUGAACGCGGCGGCGAAGGAGAACUUGCCGAUUCUUUUCUUGGUGAUCGAUAACGGUCGCGCGAUCAACACCUUCACCAAGGAUGUCGCGACGAACCAAGAGGUUUUCAACCAAGGCAAGCACUACGGCGUUCCGGGCGUGCUCGUCGAUGGUCAAAACGUGCAAGAUGUCUUGCGCGUCGGUCGCGCAGCGAUCAAGCACGUGCGCACGAAAGGUCCGGCGAUCUUGCAAGUGCACACUUUCCGAUUCAACGGGCACUCUCCGGCUGAUCCGGAGCACGAGCGCAACCGCAAGGAUGAAAAGCGUUGGGCGCGCGCCGAGUGCGACCCGAUUAAGAUUUUCGAAGAGUCUGCCGACGCCAAGCGCAUCGACCUCGGGGCACAGACUGCCAAGGCUAAGGAAGAAGUUCAGCGCGCUUUGGCGUUCGCCGAUGCUUCUCCGCCGCCGCCC